AGGGGGGAGGAGCACAGAGAUGAUUCCUCUCUCUAAUCCUCUAGACACACGCUCGGUCUGGCUGCCUACUGGCUCGGAGAGGGAGAGAGAGACGGAGGCAGGUGGAGGGCUGCAAACAGGGGAACCAAGUGGGGAGGAAGAAAAACAAGAUGAAGGGAGGAGAAGGAAGGAGAGCUGCCUCUCGUGAAGCACGCUGAGAAGCAGGGAGGAAGAGAAAGGAAGAGAGGCAGGAGGACUGGAGAAAGCAGAGACUCUCACACGGUUUUCUGGCAGAGAGGAGGAGACGGUGGAGGAGGAGGAGGAGGAAGCGCGCGAUGCUCCAACCCUGCUCUGCUUGAACCAAACCAGGAGAGGAGGAGGAGAAGGAACCUCUUGACAAAAUAACUGGAAGAGAGGACGGAGAAAGAGGGGACAGAGAGAGAGAGAGAGAGAGGAAGAAAUGAAGAGGAUGGGGGACAGGAGAACGAGCAGAGGCGCAGACCCCUGGUUGCUGAGGCUCACAUGAGUGUGUGGACCUGAGCCACAGUCACUACGAGAUGCUGUCAAACAGCGAGUGUGCGAGAGCGCGGUGUUAGUGUGCGGGUGAUGGAUGUGUGUUUGCACAAACCACGGCUGCUGCUGCCGCUGCUUGAAACUCAGCAGACCAGGUGUGUGUGAGUGAGUGUCAGUGCGAGAACAUAUGACAGCCCAGCUGUUUAGGAGGUAAACGGGGUCAGGGGCACCCAGGGGGAGAGGAACGAGGAGGAAAGCGGGAAGAUACGCUCACGUGUGGAAGUGCGCGGACAGAGAAUUACGCUCAAGCUUCAGCCCAGGCAUCUCAGGGUGAGCGCUGUGAGUAAGAGCGUGUUUAGGGGCAGCACCUCGAAAAGAGGAGCGUGGGAUCACGAUGAGGUGGCACUGACGUUCUUCGGGGCUCACUUUGACUCCUCUUUCGCACCAAACUAGCCACCUGAAGGCACUCCCUACCUCAUCUCAACCCAACAAGUGGACUUGAAGGCUCAGAGCGAAGGACGCUAACACCAGCCCCUGUUCUCCUGCAGACGGGGGGAAGCCCACCAGACGUGGGGUCGGUCCUGAUUUCCUGUGUCCAGUGGAUGCCUCUUAACUCCAGCCAUGGGAGAAUGGACCAUCCUAGAGCGCCUCCUGGAGGCCGCCGUGCAGCAGCACUCCACCAUGAUCGGCAGGAUCCUGCUGACAGUAGUGGUGAUCUUCCGUAUCCUGAUCGUGGCCAUUGUUGGUGAGACCGUGUACGAGGACGAGCAGACCAUGUUCAUGUGCAACACUCUGCAGCCCGGCUGCAACCAGGCCUGCUACGAUAAAGCCUUCCCCAUUAGCCACAUUCGCUACUGGGUCUUCCAGAUAAUACUGGUGUGCACCCCCAGCCUCUGCUUCAUCACUUACUCCGUCCACCAGUCGGCCAAGCAGAAAGACCGGCGCUACUCCUUUCUCUACCCUAUAAUGGAAAGAGACUACGGGGGAAGGGACGGGGCGCGGAAGCUCCGCAACAUCAACGGAAUUCUCGUUCAGCACGGCGGCGACAGCGGAGGAGGGAAGGAAGAGCCCGACUGCCUGGAAGUGAAGGAGAUCCCCAACGCCCCGCGCGGCCUCACCCACGGAAAGAGCUCCAAGGUCCGGCGGCAAGAAGGGAUCUCCCGCUUCUACAUCAUACAGGUGGUGUUCAGGAACGCGCUGGAGAUCGGCUUCCUGGCAGGCCAGUACUUCCUCUACGGCUUCAGCGUGCCGGGGAUCUUCGAGUGCGACCGCUACCCAUGCCUGAAGGAGGUGGAGUGCUACGUGUCCCGGCCCACGGAAAAGACGGUUUUCCUGGUGUUCAUGUUCGCGGUGAGCGGCAUCUGUGUGGUGCUCAACCUGGCUGAGCUCAACCACCUGGGCUGGCGCAAGAUCAAGGCCGCCAUCAGGGGCGUGCAGGCCCGCAGGAAGUCCAUCUGCGAGAUCAGGAAGAAGGACAUGGCCCACCUCUCCCAGCCGCCCAACCUGGGACGCACACAGUCCAGCGAGUCAGCCUACGUCUGAUGAUGAAACGGGGGAAAGGAGGAAAAGUGGGAUGAGUGUGCAAGAGAGACAGAGAGAGAGAGAGUAUUAAUUACUUAUGAUUUAAUUUAAUGAAGAUGACGUGGAGGUCGGGCGGUGACCUCUCCUCUGUGCUGAUGGAAUGAAACAGAAUGUACAAAGACCAAACCUCCAGCUCUGCAACUUCGAGAGCACGAGAGGGAAAAGAAAGAAGAACAUUACCAAGAAUAAAGGAGGUUUUGUUCUGCAAACCACCUUAAUUAAAACAUUUUGAUCUCAUUGGGAGAUUUCCCAACUGCCAUUUUAUACUUCUGUCUUUUUUUUUUUUUUACCUUCUCCUCCUGCCCCUUUUUUCUUACGAAGGACUAGAGAUGACAAGGAGGGGGAAGAGUGAGGAAAACAGACGAGACCGUUAUGUGUUCUUGUGAAUGUUGGAAGACGACGGUGAUGUUUGAUGCAUCCCAUGGUGCUUUUCUUCUGGACUGUGUCAGACUCGGUAAAAAAAAAAAAAGAAAUAAUAAAAAAGAAGGGAGGACAGGAUAAAGGAAGGCACAGGGAGAAUGAGCAGCGACAUCGUUAAAAGAGGAACGGAAGAACUGUCAAAGCCGUGACAGACUCUAGAGAAUGAAGGCAGGUUAGGGAGCGAGGGAGAGCGGGGGAAAGAUUGGGGAAUCACACGAAUACGAGGGAACAUUCUUCUCUCGCUUCCUGUCUUUCGGCGGAGGACUCGAGCUCGGCCGAGGCCCGGGGAGAGAGAGCUGCCUCUGAACGGCGUGUCUCGCCUCCGCUGGAACGUCGUUACAAGCCAAAACCAAGACUGACGAUGUUUAUGUUUUGUCUCUUGGCAAAAGAUGAUUUUAACACAAACACAGCGAGUACCAUAAACACUUCUUUUUUCUCCUUUCGUCUCCCCAUCUCUAGCUCUCUCUGCUCCACGGUUGGCAGUAGUACGGAGCCCGGGGGCUUCAAAUGACAGUAAUGACUGUCGCUGCUCUCCUGCUGCGUAAACUUUGGAGAGGAACUAAUGAACAAAUGGACAAGCAGCCGGUUAACAUCAGUCUCUCCUAAAGGACAAAACCAAACUUCACUCCUUCCAAAAUUCUGUAUGUGCUAAGAAACGGAGGAGGAACAGAAAGAGAAGUGCAAGCGAGAGCUUGUAGGGGAAGAGGAAUAGAUCACCUUAUUACAACAAUUUUACAAAAUGUAUCACCAUGACUUUUUUAUUUCGAGAAAGCGAUGGUGCCAUCCUUGAGAUAUUUAAAUAUUGUUGAAAAGUUACAUAGCAUAUAUCAUGGUAAUAUUAUUUAUCCAUUUAGAGUAUAUCCAAAUAGAUUUAUUUAUCUAUGUGGGCGGGUUGGUUGGGAAAUCAUAUUGCUUUGUUUGUUUUUUUUGCUUUUUUUAAAUGUAUAAAUUGUCUGUCUUUUUUCAUUUUUCUUUAGUUUAAAGCACUUCUCACUAGUGGAGCUGAUUUAUGACACAUACGGGCGGGGUGGGAAGGGACUGGUUUGUGAGCUUUGUUAGAAAAUGCUUCGAGGAUGUGCAGCUGAUUUUUCUUUUUCUUUUCUUUUCUUUUUUUGGGGACUCUGUAGGGGAAACCUAAAUGCAACCGUAACCGCAUUGAAAAUGCAUCGGCUGCCAAACACAAAGACUGUACACACGUUUUCUACCGGGAGCAGCCGCGGUUUUCUCGAAAAUCAGCUGCACAGCUUCGGGCAGUCGAGGCCCGUGAGCCAUUUGAUAAAGGCAUGUUUACACGAUGCGAUGUUUUUUUGAAUGAUCAUGCUGUGUAACCGAUGAGUAGUUACUCUCUAGGGACAGUUGUUUUUGAAUCUCAGUGGCUUUCAUUUUGCAUUUUCUUUCCUGACUGGAUUUCAGCAUGCAUGCACUGUAAGAGAAAUGUAAAGGAAUGACCUGAAAGAAACAGAAAAAGACGACAGGGAGUGUUGUUGCACCUUGAUUAAUGCAGACGAGUGGAGGAGUGGCGGGCUGGAGGAAUUCGCGCUGGGAUAAAAGCUGGACACACUGACGCAAAACGCAAAACUUAAAGCGGGGAGCUAACGCGCUGUGGGCUUAUGAAACCAGAUAUGGCGACAGUCCUGUGGCCCACGGAGGAUUUCCAAAAAUGAAGAACACACAUAGUAGACGGCAGACGGAUUGUUCAUGUUAGACACAUUCUUACCACUGGACAUGAAAAACCUUGUUGUACACGCUCGCUUGCUGUAAAGACGAUGACGAUUCACACGUGGGCUCAAUCAAACUUUACAUGAACCUUGUAGGAAAGAACCGGUAUUAUAAGUCAAUUUAUUGUCCAGUUCAACUGAUUCAGCAUUUGAAUUCACACAUACAUCUCUCUGGCUGGAGACGUUCAGGGCCGAACCUGCACAAAACAGCUUGAAACAAGCAGACACGAGCACAAAGCAUUUCAGGCCAAACUCAUAUUUUGCCCGUUGACUGGCAAAUAAAUUUUAAAUCCGCUCUGUGCUUUAGGUCCGUCAUCUGAAUGGCCUCAUGCAGCUCCAACGCUGCAGCAGCUUUUCACUGCCAUAUUUGGGUGGCCAUUCCCAAUAACCCACGCACCACGCCCCCACCUCUCUCCAUUCUCAUGAUUUAUAUUUAAUGCAACAAAUCAGCCAAACGGCAGAGAUGGUGAUCCCAAAGUGUGUCCGCUGCUCGUCUGCAGCACCGGCUGCAUAAAACUGGAGUGGACAUCUUUAAGGUUAAAUUGAAAGAAGUGGUUUACACGAUUAGUUUUCUGUCCAUACUGUAAAUCAAAAGUGUUUACACACGAUCCAAACAGACGGUGUUUAUGCACGGGGGGAUAGAGGAUCCUGGAAGACAUUAAUAAUGUUACACUUGAUUACUGAAAAAAAGAAUUAUCCUCAGCGAAGCAGCUCUGGAAAUACCCUGACAUAACUCACAUUUAAUGUAGCGGAAGUAAUGCCCCCAACUACGUUUCUCCAUUCACUCCCAAUGUCAUAAUCUCUGUGAUUCUUACAGGUGAUUAUCCCCAGAUUUAGUCUCCUCUGAGGCUGUCGAUGGGGCUCAGCGGGAUCGGUGCAGUCUAGUGUAUGCUGACAGGGCAUGCCAGAAUGACUAAUAAUAGAGGUUGAGCUACCCCUUACUUACCGUGAGCGCGUGCCUCUAGCAAAAGCUUAUAUGCUGACCUUGAGCUUAAAAGCCAAGCCAAUGUCCUGUACUAUAUGCAGCUCUUAUUGGGGAGACACUGUGCUGUAGUUAAUCUCCACAGGGUACAGAUCCACGCUGUUUGUGAGCACUUUUUUUACUGAAUGGCACGCACACGCGUGUUCAACCUACGCUCACUCUGGGGAAAAAUGCAAAUGUGCACGUAGUUUGUGUACAGCGCCCCCGUUCUCGGAUUCUGUCGUCAUGUCUGGUUUCAUUCAGGUCAGAAACACAUUCACACACACACACACACAGCGCGAGGACCUAGAGAGCCAUAAACGUGUCCUGCUUUUCUCCGGUUUACAUUUGUCCAUCAUUCAUUCAUGACUCGCAGCUCUCGCAGUCUCACAGCCAGUGGUUUAACCCCGUUCUCCAAAACAAAAGCAGGCCCCGGCUCUUCCAACAGUCCCGCUACUCUCCACUGUCAGCUUUUCUAUAUUUGUCAAUGUGAAAUGAAUUAUGCAACUUUUCUUUUCUCAUUUGCUUUUUUUUUUUUAAUUUAUUUUAUUUUUUGACUUGUGGAUUCAUUUUGUUGUCUGUUGCUCUUUUGUGCAGUGACAUAUCAAAAAAAGAUUUUUUUUAUGUAAAGGAACAUUUUUUUUAAUGUGUAAAAUCAAGGGUAGAGUACUGAAAUACGAAACUAGCAGGAAAAAAAACAUGUUAUAUUUCCUCCCUUGCCAAAGUGAUAUGCAAAAUUUAAUUCAUUUUCAAAGAUUUUUUUAACUGCAUGUGUAAUGGCUAGAAUAAGCAUGUUUCUAUGUUUUCUUCAGCAGACUCUUUAAAAAAAAAAGAAAAGACUUUUUUAGUCCAAACUAUGGAGUGAAGCUAUUACGUCUCGAUGCCAAGUGUGUAUAUUUACUACCCAGUUCUUCAGAUGGUACAGAGCCAGGCAGAUGAUACCAACUCAGUGAUGCUAAAGCUACCUAUUACUUUUCAGUUUCAUUUCCCAAAAGAGUUUAAAAACUACUAUAUAGAGUAAAUUUUCUACUUUCUAUAAAUUUGCUCAUAAAUAUACACCUUUAAAGCCAAUCGUUUAAAGGAUCUACUGUACAACACAGGGUACACAGCUAAUAUAAGCAUACAGGUAAAAGCCAGAACAUUCCAGGAUUGAGCCUCCAGCACAAUGUUUAAUGAGCCUACAAUUUACAAAGUUUCAGUGUGAUAUGUUUAAAUCCUCAGUGAAGCUCCCCGUAGGACACUUAUUGGGGUACGGUAAAAUGACAGCAGACUCAGGAAAGAAACCAACGCUGAUCUUUUACACCAAUCUUUUCUAGUAAAAAAUGCUGUUUCUACGUUAACACACCAGAACGCUUUUAUAGAAACGGUCAGCAUACUUUCCAUUUACCAUCUAACCACGAAACCCAACCGAGGAAAACUGUCCUCAAGUCUGAUCAUUUACCUGUUGGUGCUACUGAGAAUGAACCAAAAAAAAAAGAAAGAAAAGAGGUAUUCAGAUACAUUCCCUUCUCUCCAGCGCACUACUGCCCACAUAUACAUCAUGUAGCAAUGCAGGUCUUUAUAUAUAUAAAAAAAAAAAAAGAUCACUCGACUGUUAUUAACAAACGGGCACGUCUGCAAAAAAGCCCACAGCAGGUGAUGAUGUAAUUUUUAUGAAACUCCUCAGUAACGUUUUAUUGCAGAACAGUAGCAAACAAUUUGACUCCUCAGGAAAGCAGUCGAGCCGUUUCAUUCAUUAGCGCAGAGCUGAACUACCACAUCACUCCUUUUCUGCAGCCAGAAGGACCUUAGAUUAACUUAGUAAUCACAUUAUGUAGCCAAUCCUAAGGGCCGGUCGGUGGGGCCCUGAGCAAGUCAUGAAAAACACCCUCUUGUAUAUUCGAGGGCUUCUCACGAUAAAAUAAAAAGCCAUAGAUUUGAUAAUAAUAAUAAUUAAAAAAAACUUGAUAUACAACAUUAUUUUGAAAAAGUGCAAUGUGCACUCAAGGGCCAAGAUUAAUGACAUUCAUAUGUAGACAGUUGAACUGAAAUCAUUUCUGCAUUUAAACUGAAAAUUAGAAGUCCUGUUUCUGAAUGAGAGAAAUGUUUUAAAGCUCCGUAAUGAUCCUUAUUGAUUUUAUUGUGAUAUAAAAUGCUCCCUCCUCUCCCCUUCCUGUGGGCUGGACUAGAACCAUUUCAGGGUUCAGGAACAGACCCUUUCAUCUUCUCACUAAUCUGUCAUGAUAUCAGUUGUGAUUACUUCAUCUAAUUACACUGAGUGGCAGAUUCAGGAUCCAGAGGGGAAUUUAAACCACCAUCCGGAUUUCACUCUCUCUCUCUCUCUCUCUCUCUCAGCCGGCACAGUUACCACCACCUACGGGCAGCGGGUUCAUGUUUGUGAGAUUACGUCCUGGUAUCGCUUCAGCUUGUUUGUUUGAAAACUAGAUUUAUAGCGGUCGGGAGGAAUAAUUAACAAGUCUGCUCCGACCGUUCAACUUCUCCUCCAAGAUCAGCGCCACACGACCUCAUGUCAUGACUGGUGCCUGUAGACUGAGAGAGCAGACGGAUGAAAUGGGAGAGAGGGAUGAAACCUGAAUGGUUACUUAUCAGGGAGGUGAGGGAGCAAAGUGAUGCAUGGCCAAUAUUUGGCACCCGACCGUAUUUAAACAAUCUGGAAGAGAAAAUAGUAAACGAUUUGAACUUGUCACUCCUCGGCAUACCUUCUACAGUUAUCUGUGACUUCUGAUGUAAAAACGUGGACUGAAAACAGGAAUGAUGGACCACACGCUGAAACGCUCUCACGCUUUGUAACCUCCAUCAGAGAAUCUGUCAUUUCUGACAGCAGAUUUAACGAUGUACGUGACGGACCUUUGAGGGUUCACUGUAUAUUUCUGACUGGUGUACUGUAUGUAAAGACUGAAUAAAACCUUGAAUGUUA
This is a messenger RNA of Mugil cephalus (flathead mullet), 8089 nucleotides long. RefSeq names its product gap junction delta-2 protein (gene gjd1b). Bases 1114 to 2034 code for a protein of 306 amino acids. Gene Ontology annotation, cellular component: connexin complex. NCBI's taxonomy places the organism in Eukaryota, Metazoa, Chordata, Actinopteri, Mugiliformes, Mugilidae. Gene Ontology annotation, biological process: cell communication. The transcript has 2 exons. The record is from RefSeq and is a predicted model, not a curated record.